Messenger RNA from Closterium sp. Naga37s-1, 621 nucleotides. The record is from the annotation of a GenBank genome assembly. NCBI's taxonomy places the organism in Eukaryota, Viridiplantae, Streptophyta, Zygnematophyceae, Desmidiales, Closteriaceae.
AUGCCUUCGCUUCGCAACGUGUACGCCGCUCAGAAUUUCUUCUCCGGCGGGUUACCACAACGUCCUGCUGCGUACGCGGCUCUGCUAUUAUCUCUGGAACUCGGGAAUAAUAGGCGAUUCCACUCACCCCCUCUCUCCUCUCUCUCUUCGUCUCCCGACCCCUCAGGCCCCAUCCCCGCUUUCUGCCAAGGCAAGCAGGCCCUCACCAUCCUCAGUCUCGCCUCCAACGCCCUCUCCGGCCCGCCCGCCCCGCUCUCCUCCCCCUCCUGCUCCGCCUCCCUCGCCCUCCUCUACCUCUCCUCCAACCGCCUCUCCGGCCCCAUCCCCGCUACAGUCAGCUCCUUUACUCGCCUCAAGUUGCUGACCCUUGACAGGAACGCCCUCACGGGAACGAUCCCCGCAGGUGUGAGCAACAUGAAAUGGUUGCAGGGUCUCGGGUUGUCAUACAACAGGGUAUCGGGGAAAAUACCCGCGGUUUGGCCAGCAAGAAUACAGCAAGUGCGGCUGGCAGGGAAUCGGCUGAGAGGGGCUGUUCCGACUGCUCUGAGCAAGCUGAAGCGAGGCGCGUUCAAACCAGGGAACCCCAACUUGUGUGGUGCCCCGUUGCCUGCCUGUGCAUAG